UCGUCUAUCGAAACCAAAGAUGACCUAACAGCACAGUCUAGCGAAGGAAAUCGUUAGAGCUCCCUUUCUCUGAACUUGUAGUCUGGAGACUUUUCUUCCGGGGGCGGGGACCAGUGAGAAGAUUUUUAGGAUACGCCCCCUUUCCCCCCACAACCCCCAUGCAGCUCCGGCUGGAGUUUAUGUCUGGAAGGACGGAUUUAGCUAUCACAGGGCAGCGGAGCAUGAGAGGAUCUUGGGCACUUUGUGUGUUUUUUUCCCUGACGACACUUCAGACAGGUCCUGAGGAAGUUACUAUUCCCUCUCCCUUAGUCGUUGGAAACCAAGGCAGCAUUUUAGGAAGUUGUCCUUGUGACCAGAAGCUUACCGAGUCCCUGGAUUCUACACUUUGGAAAUUACUCACUACUUAUCUACGGGGAUAUGAACACUGCCGCAACUACAUAAGGUUCCGCUUGCCCAGAAGAAAUCUGUGUGCAAGUCCCCAAAAUACUUGGGUCCAGGAGCUUAAAAGUUGCUUUGACAACCAUGAAUGUGGAUUCUCCAGGAUAGACCAAACUGCAAAUCAGAUCAAACAGGAUGAUUACACAACCACCAGGACCCAGGGCUCUAAGCCUCCAGGACUGGACCACUUACCUCCAUUUACCCCUACUACCCACCCAUCCUCCCAGCCCAACUGGUCAACAAGAACCCAGCCCAGAGGAAUGAGAGAUAGAUAUUUCAGUGACACCACCAGUGCCCCACCAGAGAACACCAGCAUCAUAAACCUAAAGUGGAGAGUUGAGAAGGGGCCAGUAGAGCAGCUGGGCACCUCUCCCAUCAUACCUGUCCUGUGCCUACUUGCAAUCGUCUUUGUCCUUACGGUAGCUCUUGUUUGUGUUUUGUGUCUGAAGAGAAGAGCUAGACAAUCUCCAAAGCAGCACUCCAAAGGUAAACAUGGGAUCCAAGUGUUCUGGUCCCAUAAGUCUCAGUUGCAACAAGGACAAAGGGAACCUGCCCUUCUAGGCUCGACUCCCUUCCCAGUCCCUGAUCCUUCAUCUCAGAAGUUAUCUAUCAUACUGAAAAAAGUACUGGAUUCAGAGUCAGAGGAACAAGGUUUAAAUUCUGCUACUAUAUGACUUUGGGCCUUGGUUUAUCAUCAGUAAAAUGAGGGUUUUAGACUAGAUGACCUCUUAAGUUCCUUCUAACCUCAUAGGAUGUUUAUGAAAUAAUUUCUCCUCUCUGGGCCUCAUUAUUCUUAAUUCUACAAGUGAGUUAGAUUUCCUUCCAAUUCAGUGGCAGAAGCAGGAGCUGAAAUCAGGUUUCCUGAUUCAGAGUACAGUGCUCUGCUCAUUAUACCACACUUUCCUACCCAAGCACCUUAAAGAAGAGGAAAUAGAAUUCCUGACUCAACUUAAGCUAGUUAGUGGCAAAGGUAGGCCCAUAAAUGGUCUUCUGACUUCUAGUUUAUGGCUAAAUCUUGCAUAUAAUCUUCAUAUGCUAAGUGCACCAUUUGGACCUCUGAGGAGAACUCAAAGGGGCCAUAAGACAGUCUUUGAUUUUCUGGCUAAGGAAAGAAGACACAUUCCUAAAAAAGAUAUUGAACAGUACAAGGAUAAUUGGCCAAGUGCUAAAUGGUAGAGGCAGUCAUUGUAGCACAGGUGGGGCCAGCUGGAAAAAUAGUCACAUAUGACAUGAGAGGGGCCUUUGGAAAAGCAUAAGAAUUGGAUAAGCAGAAGAAAGUAGGCACAUAAACAUUCUAGGACAGAUGCAUUAUUUGAACAAAGACAAAAGACAGGUUCUAGCAUCCAUGAAUAGGUCAGUUUUUCUAGAGUAGAGAAAAGGAGUGGGAAAUGAAGUUGGAGAGAGAAGCAGGGCCCAGACUGAACAAGGUCUUGUUGCCUAGUUCAAAAGCCUUCAGGAAAACCCCUCACUAUACAUAGCCCCCCAACUCCUAUAUUCUUUAGAGACCCAGCCUUCUUUCUCUCUCAUCCUUUUAGGUUUUGAGCAGAUAAUCCCUUAUGAGACAAAUCCGUCUGACUCCUUGAUAUGAGCCAUGCUUCAGCUAUCUGGACACAGGUUUUUCUCCAAGACAUUCUACAAUUACGUUCAUUUCUCCUGUGCCAUUGUGUAUUCACUAAACAUGAUGAUUGUUCUCUAAUUUGAGUCUAUUCUGCAAUCAAUAUCUCCCAGACAUUCUCUUCUGCUUGACAAUUUUAUAUCCCAUCAAUAUUUCCCCUUUAGUUCUCUAUUCUCUUUCUACCAAGUUAGCUAAUUUACUUUUCCUGCUCCUUACCCCAGUCCCAGAGUAUUAUCUUGCUCCUUUCUAUCCCUAACAUAAACUUGAAUUCACCUCCUCUCCUUUUAUGCCCUGAUGAAUUAAUUAGAUGUCCUUAGCCCCUCUUACCCUAUAAAGCAUGGAAAAUAUAGGCUUAUCUUAUUUAUUAAAAAUCAGACCUUCUUUCA
Messenger RNA from Monodelphis domestica (gray short-tailed opossum), 2439 nucleotides. The record is from RefSeq and is a predicted model, not a curated record. Lineage: Eukaryota; Metazoa; Chordata; Mammalia; Didelphimorphia; Didelphidae.